ACUGGCGGGUGGGUGGGAGCCCAGGUUUGUAUCAGACACAAACAGCAGCUUGUCAGCUCCCAGCACCCGGCGCUGGCUCCGACGCAAAGAGGCUGCAAUGGAGACGCUGAGGUUUCUGCUCCGCCGUGCGGGCAGCGAGCGGCCCGGCCGACGCUCCUACACCAUAUACCGGAACAUGGAGGGGCCGGGCGGGGAGGGGGCCGGGGGCCUGGAGCUGAAGGUGGCCGAAGGGGAGGAGCAGACGCUGGCCGGGGACAUGGCCGCCCUGGUGACCCCCGGCCCGCGGGACCGGACCAAGGCCCUGACCUAUCUGGUGCUCAGCGCCCUGCUCAUCUUCACCGUGGCGUUCCUGCUGGGCUACGUGGCCCUGCGGGGCAGCUGCCCGUCGUGCGCGGGGCUGCGGGGCGACCUGCUGGCCGUGGUGAGCGACGAGGGGGCGGCCGAGGAGUCGCCGGGCCCGGGGCCCCCCCUCUACUGGGCCGACCUGAAGGAAAUGUUCCAGAAAUACCUGCGGGAGGACAGCAUCGAGAGCACCAUCCGGUGGGUGAGCGAGGGUCCCCACCCCCCGGGCUCGCCCCGCAUGGACGCCCUGACCCACAAGGUGCUGGAGAGUUUCACUUCGUACGGGCUGGACCGAGCCUGGACCGACACCCACUAUGUGGGCCUGCAGCGCCCGGACAGGGUGAACCCCAACUUCCUGCACCAGCUGGACCCGCAGGGAAGUGUCCUGGAGAAACUGCCUCUGGAGGACCCCGAGAUAUACUGCCCUUACAGCGCCCCCGGCAACGCCACGGGGGGGCUGGUCUACGCCAACUACGGGCGCCAGGAGGAUUUCGAUGUCCUGGGACAGCAGGGAGUGAACCCCCAGGGCCACCUGGUCAUCGUCAGGGUGGGACAGAUCAGCUUCGCAGAGAAGGUGGCGAAUGCAGACGCUGCCCAGGCCCGGGGGGUGCUGAUCUACCCUGACCCCUGGGACAUCCCCCAGGACCUGCGCAAAGCGGGGCUGUCCCAGAACCAGGCGGUUUACGGACACGUUCACAUGGGGACCGGCGACCCCUACAGCCCCGGCUUCCCCUCCUUCAACCACACCCAGUUCCCCCCCAUCCAGUCCUCGGGGCUGCCCCGCAUCCCGGCCCACCCCAUCAGCGCCAGCACGGCCACCCGCCUCCUCAGUAAGCUGACAGGGCUGGCUGCCCCACGGGACUGGAAGGGCCGCCUGGCCGAGGUCCCGUAUCGCCUUGGCCCCGGGGACCCAGGCGUCCGGGUGCACCUCCAGGUGAACAACGUCAAGACUUCGACCAUGAUCAGUAACGUCUUUGGCUCCCUCGAGGGGCGAUUUGAACCGGAUCACUACGUGAUCAUCGGGGCUCAGCGGGACUCUCUGGGCCCGGGGGCAGCCGGGUCGGGCGUCGGCACGGCCUUGUUGCUGGAGUUAGCCCGGACCUUCUCCGCCAUGGUGCGCAAUGGCUUCCAGCUCCGGCGCACUUUGAUCUUCGCCAGCUGGGACGCAGAAGACUUCGGGCAAGUCGGCUCCACCGAAUGGCUAGAGGGGUACCUCAGCAUGCUGCACCUCAAAGCCGUGGCCUACAUCAGUCUGGACAACGCUGUGCUAGGAGAUGACAAAUUCCACGCCAAGACCAGCCCCUUGUUGACCAGCCUGAUUGAGAACGUCCUGAAACAGGUCGACAGCCCGAACCGCAGUGGCCAGAGUCUCUACGAGCAGGUGACGUUCCCGGAUCGGCGCUGGGCCAGCGAGGUGAUCCAGCCCCUCGCCAUGGAGAGCAGCGCCUACCCCUUCACCGCCUUCGCGGGGGUCCCGGCCGUCGAGUUCUCCUUCGUCGAGGACGCCCGCCCCUACCCGUUCCUGCACACCCAGGACGACACCUACGAGAACCUGAACGGGAUGCUCUUCGGGCGGCUGCCGGCCGUGGCCAAGUCGGUGGCCGAGGUGGUGGGGCAGCUGCUGAUCCGCCUGACCCACGACCACCUGCUGCCCCUGGACUUCGGUGCCUAUGGGGACGUCCUGCUGCAGCGCAUCGCGGAGCUCAACCCCUACAGCAGCGAGCUCAAGAGCCGCGGCCUGACCCUGCAGUGGAUGUACUCGGCCCGGGGCGACUACACGCGGGCGGCCGAGAAGCUGCGCCAGGACAUCUACAGCUCGGAGGAGCGGAACGAACGGCUCAACCGGAUGCACAACGUCCGCAUCAUGAGGGUGGAGUUCUACUUCCUGUCCCCCUACGUGGCGGCCACGGAGACCCCCUUCCGGCACGUCCUGCACGGGCGGGGGCCCCACACGCUGCGGGCGCUGCUGGCCCACCUGCGGCUGCUGCGGGCGGCCCCCGGGCGCUUCGACGAGGGGCGUUUCCGGCGCCAGCUGGCCCUGGCCACCUGGACCCUGCAGGGGGCGGCCAACGCCCUGAGCGGGGAGGUCUGGGACGUGGACAUCAACUUCUGAGCCCCCCCACGCACACCCCCACACCCCUCGGUGCCCCCGAAGGCUUCCCCCCCGGCCCGGGAUCCCCCCGCCGAGCCGCCUCCCUCUGGGUUCUCACCCACUGAACUCACCCCCUCAAUCUCCCUCCCCCCCUCUGCUGCACCCCCCCUUCCUUGUGUACACCUCUCCCCCCCCAUUUUCACCUACCCGGCCAGCCCCAGGGGGACCCUGCCUCUCGCCUCCCCCCCCCGAUCUGCACCCAAGGGUCACCCCUUUCUCUGACCCCCCCGAACCCUGCUGCCCCUCCCCGUUAAUUUAUCAGUGGCAGCGCCCACUAUAAAUGGUUUCGUUUAUUGCUACGCGAUAGAUUUAACCCUUUGUUGGAAGCACCAGCUUCUAUACCCCCCCCGCCCGCCCCCGUUACCAAUGGACAUUCAGCAUCCCCAGCAACCAAUCAUGGUCCGGCUCCCCACCACGGUUUCCCCCCCCAGCACCCCCCAAAAAUUAAUCCCCAGAGCGAUGGGGCUGCAGCCUCUGGCAUCAGGACUCCUGGGUUCCCUCCUCGGCUCUGGGAGAGGAGUGUGGGGCUGGUGGGUUAGAGCAGGGGGGGCUGGGAGCCAGGACUCCUGGGUUCGCUCCUGAGCUCUCUACGUAGCCUGUCUCUGUGCCUGAUUUCCCCCUGCCCUAAUGUGUGUGUGUGGGGGGGUCCCUCAGGCCAGGGCCCGCUGGGCAGGUGUCGCCCCUCCCACCCCACCCCUGGAGCCCGAAAGCUCAAUAAAAAUGGAUGCUACA
Dermochelys coriacea (leatherback sea turtle) is the source of this 3226-nucleotide messenger RNA. RefSeq names its product transferrin receptor 2 (gene TFR2). The record is from RefSeq and is a predicted model, not a curated record. Gene Ontology annotation, cellular component: external side of plasma membrane. Bases 98 to 2455 code for a protein of 785 amino acids. The transcript is spliced from 19 exons. Gene Ontology annotation, biological process: endocytic iron import into cell. NCBI's taxonomy places the organism in Eukaryota, Metazoa, Chordata, Testudines, Dermochelyidae.